Messenger RNA from Hibiscus syriacus, 1243 nucleotides. Its product is annotated as alkaline ceramidase-like. Lineage: Eukaryota; Viridiplantae; Streptophyta; Magnoliopsida; Malvales; Malvaceae. The transcript has 3 exons. Bases 174 to 938 code for a protein of 254 amino acids. Gene Ontology annotation, molecular function: hydrolase activity, acting on carbon-nitrogen (but not peptide) bonds, in linear amides. Gene Ontology annotation, biological process: defense response to other organism; autophagy; response to salt stress. The record is from RefSeq and is a predicted model, not a curated record. Gene Ontology annotation, cellular component: membrane.
UAACCCUAUAUAAACCUAAAUAAAUAAAUAAAAAGUGAAAGAGUGUAGUUUAAUUAGCUUCGUUGAAACCCCAAGAUCUGAUUUGUUAUAAAAGGUUUGUGACAGUUGCGCAACAUUUUUGCAAAAGGUGCCUCAGUUGAACAAUCGUAUAUUUUUGGCAUACUCGGUACUAAAUGGAAGAUGGAUUAUCAAGCUUUUGGGGUCCUGUCACAUCCACUGACUGGUGUGAGAAAAACUAUGCUCACUCGUCUUACAUUGCUGAGUUUUUUAACACAAUAUCCAAUGUCCCAGGCAUUCUUUUGGCACUCAUUGGCCUUGUAAAUGCCUUGAGACAACGCUUUGAGAAGAGGUUUAGUGUCCUUCACAUAUCUAACAUGAUACUUGCCAUUGGGAGCAUGAUAUACCAUGCCACAUUACAGCACAUGCAACAGCAAGGUGAUGAAACACCAAUGGUGUGGGAAAUGCUUCUAUAUUUUUACAUCCUCUACUCACCCGAUUGGCACUAUCGGAGUACAAUGCCUACUUUCCUGUUUUUUUAUGGAGUUUUGUAUGCAGUGGCCCAUGCCAUCUUCCGCUUUGGAUUUGGCUUCAAGGUGCAUUAUGUCAUUCUCUGCCUUAUCUGCAUCCCUCGCAUGUACAAAUACUACAUCUACACUAAGGACGUCUCUGCAAAGCGACUCGCAAAGUUAUAUGUAGCAACUCUGUUCCUCGCUAGUCUUUGUUGGCUAUCUGACAGGGUGUUCUGCAAGGCGAUAUCUAAUUGGUACUUCAACCCUCAGGGUCAUGCUCUAUGGCACAUCCUCAUGGGCUUCAAUUCGUAUUUUGCCAACACGUUCCUGAUGUUUUGUCGCGCUCAGCAACGAGAAUGGAACCCGAAAGUCGUCCACUUUUUGGGUGUUUUUCCUUAUGUCAAGAUACAAAAACCAAAGAGCCAGUGAAAGCUUUGGUGCAUGCAGGUGAGGUAUUCUCUCUUCAACCUUGUUAACUCAGUCUGAUUUUGGAACUAGCUGUUGUUUUUGGCAGGACAGAGGCAUAGGAUUCACAAUUAUUUUCUACCUUGUGUCUUUAAAAAAAGGAAUAUAUAUAUAUAUAUAUAUGUAUAUGUAUUUGAUGUAAAUGAUGAUUUAAUGUUGAUAUUAUUGGUGGGAUAUUGUUUUUAUUUUGGUUUACUGUAACACUAGCUCUUUUAGCCUAACAAUGGAGAAUGAAAAGUUGUUGUUUGUCCCAUAGUUAGCUCUUCAAA